Messenger RNA from Parathielavia appendiculata, 1452 nucleotides. Its product is annotated as PNK3P-domain-containing protein. The transcript is spliced from 7 exons. The record is from RefSeq and is a predicted model, not a curated record. The coding region runs from base 1 to 1452 and encodes 483 amino acids. NCBI's taxonomy places the organism in Eukaryota, Fungi, Ascomycota, Sordariomycetes, Sordariales, Chaetomiaceae. Gene Ontology annotation, biological process: DNA repair. Gene Ontology annotation, molecular function: ATP-dependent polydeoxyribonucleotide 5'-hydroxyl-kinase activity; polynucleotide 3'-phosphatase activity; double-stranded DNA binding.
AUGCCUUCCUCAAAAGAUCUUCAACCAUCCCCUUCAGCGACCAAGCGACCCGCGUCCGACAAUGACCGCGACAUUUCCCCGCCCCCGCUGAAACGCAAAACCCAGGCUGCAAUCUCGAAGAGCGCUGUUGCCAGUUUCUUCACGCCGUCGUCGCAAAAGCCGAAGGAUCGCACCACAUGGUUCGAGAGAAGACCCGACGACGACACACCCCCUACCUUGCUCGUCGCAAAAUAUGUCCCCGAGAACGACGAGGCCAGAGUUCUGGAUACUACUGUGAAGCGGCGAAGGGUUGCGAUGUUUGACUUGGACUCGACGCUUAUUAUAGCGGCCUCGGGCAAGCGAUUCACCGACGACCCGGCCGACUGGAAGUGGUGGCACCACUCGGUUCCUGAGCGACUGAGGCAAUUAUACAAUGACGAGGGGUAUCGGGUUGUCAUUUUCACCAACCAAGGCGGCUUGACACUCCACCCUGAUCCCCAGGCGAAAGGGCCAAAGAGUGCGAAGAACCGCGUGUCCACGUUCAAGCAGAAAUGCAGCGCCGUCUUGAGCCAGCUGGGUAUUCCCAUCACGCUGUACGCGGCGACGGGAAGGGACAUCUACCGGAAGCCACGGCCGGGGAUGUGGAACGAGAUGAAAGUCGACUAUGACCUUGCCGAGUCCGAUAUCGACCGAGAGAAGAGUUUGUUCGUUGGCGACGCCGGGGGCCGCACCGCCGACUUGAAGGGAGCCAGCGCCGCCGCCAAGGACUUCAGCUGCUCCGACCGGAACCUCGCUCACAACAUCAACAUCAAGUAUCAGACUCCAGAAGAGUUCUUCCUUGGAGAGGAUCCGCGCGACUUUCGGAGAGAUUUCGAUCUCGGUAACUUUCCGUUCGUCGAUCAAGCGGAGGACAGCAGCGUUGGCCUUGCGAAGACAAACGACCAGGACAUCAUUCUCUUUGUUGGUCCGCCGGGGGCUGGCAAGAGCACCUUCUAUUGGAAAUACCUGAAGCCGUUAGGCUACGAGAGGGUCAAUCAGGAUAUCCUAAAGAGGUUCGAUAAAUGUUUCAAGGCCGCAGCCAACUUCCUCCAAGAAGGGGACUCUGUUGUUCUGCCUCGCUUCUGCCAUGCGCAUCUACUGACUUCUCCGAAAGAUAACACAAACCCCGAUGUCGACACCCGGUCGCAAUGGGUAGGCUUGGCUCGCAAACACAAGGUGCCUAUCCGGUGCUUCUGGUUCAGGACGCCCUUGUCAUUGUGUGAACACAACGAUGCUGUGCGGUCAUUGAAUGCACAGAACAAGCAGCUUAAUCCAGAAGCACGCAAGGGGCUCCCAAAACUCGCAUUCAACGGCUUCGCGUCACGAUUCAAGGAGCCCAAGACCGAGGAGGGUUUUCAGGACGUCGUUCCUAUCGACUUUAAGUUCCGGGGAACGAGGGAGGAGUACGAAGUCUGGGGCCGAUAUUGGGUCUGA